GCACCAUCCAUCCCCCACUCUCGCCUCGCGAGCCUCCACCACCCGCGUAUCUAAACCUACCCCCACAUUGGCCACCCACAGACCUGGAACUGGCACCACUAGCUUCACUCUGUGCUACUAGCUAGAUCUCUACCACGGCCACAUGGCCUAGAGAGAGAUCUCGCGCUAUCUGCAGACGUCACUAGCUAUUAGCUAGCCAGCUAUGGUCACCAUGGCGAAGAAGAAGCUGGCCGAUGAAGAGUUCUGCUACGGCGUCGGCGCCGGCGAGGACGGCUGCGUAGACGCCGACGGCCGGUCGACGGAGCUGCGGCCUCUGGCGCUGUCGUCGCCGCACACACAAGCGUUCCACCUGGCGUGGCUCUCCCUCUUCGCAUGCUUCUUCGCAGCCUUCGCCGCACCACCCAUCCUCCCGGCGCUGCGGCCCGCGCUCGUGCUCGCACCAUCCGACGCCCCCGCUGCCGCCGUGGGGUCGCUGUCCGCCACGCUCGUCGGCCGCCUCGCCAUGGGCCCGGCCUGCGACCUCCUCGGCCCGAGCCGCGCGUCUGGGGCCGCCAACAUCCUCGCUGCGCUCGCGCUCGCGGUGACCGCGGUCACCGCGUCGUCGCCCGCGGGGUUCGUCGCGCUGCGGUUCGUGGCGGGGCUCUCCCUCGCCAACUUCGUCGCCAACCAGCACUGGAUAUCGGGUAUCUUCGCGCCAUCCGCCGUGGGGCUCGCCAACGCCGUCGCUGCGGGCUGGGCCAACGUCGGCAGCGCCGCGGCGCAGGUCGUCAUGCCGCUGGCCUACGAGCUCGUCAUCCGCUUUGGAGUGCCGAUCACCGUCGCCUGGCGCUUCACCUACCUCCUCCCCUGCGCGCUGCUCAUCACCACCGGCCUCGUCAUCCUCGCCUUCCCCUACGACCUCCCGCGCGGCGGCGGCUGCGGAGGCGGAUCCAAGACCAAGAGAAGCUUCUGGAAGGUUGUCUGGGGAGGCGUGAGAAACUACCGCGCGUGGGUGCUCGCGCUCACCUACGGCUACUGCUACGGCGCCGAGCUGAUCAUGGAGAACGUGGCGGCCGACUUCUUCCGGAAACGGUUCCACCUUCCGAUGGAGGCGGCGGGCGCCGCGGCGGCCUGCUUCGGCGCGAUGAACGCGGUGGCGCGGCCGGCGGGAGGGGUGGCGUCGGACGCGGUGGCGAGGCGGUACGGGAUGCGCGGGAGGCUGUGGCUGCUCUGGGCCGUGCAGACCGCCGGGGCGGGACUGUGCGUGCUGGUCGGCAGAAUAGGCGCCACGGAGGCGCCGUCACUGGCCGCCACCAUCGUGGUGAUGGUGGCGUGCGCGGCGUUCGUGCAGGCCGCGUCCGGGCUCACCUUCGGCAUCGUCCCGUUCGUCUCCAAGAGGUCGCUGGGCGUGGUGUCCGGGAUGACGGCGAGCGGCGGCGCGGUGGGCGCGAUCGUGACGAACCGGCUUUUCUUCAGCGGGUCGAGGUACACGAUCGAGGAGGCCAUCUCCCUCACCGGCGCCGCCAGCCUCGUGUGCACGCUCCCCCUCGCCCUUGUCCACUUCCCGCGCCACGGGGGCAUGCUCCGCGGCGCAACCGCCGUCGACGAUGCUUACGACGACUACGAAGACGACUGCUCAAACGACGACGAAGACUACAUGCUCCUGAAAUGAGACGGAAUAUUGGGAACUGCAAAAGGUUCAUCUGUAUAGCUCGCCAAAAAAAUGGUGCAUCUGUAAAAUACGUAGCUAGUAUCUCUGCGAUUCCAAUGGUCUGCUCGCGGUUGGUUUGGUUUCAAGGAUCUACGGAGUCUGUACCGGCUGCCUCACGUGCACAUAUAGAUUGUUCAUCAGUUGGAAAGGAAUGAAGAAUCACCACCCCAAUCUUUAUCUCCUUCGGCCUCCUCCUGAACCCAUCGAUCCCGGCGAUCCUGCAGCGUCGAUGGAUGCCAAGAAUUUUAGUUGGCCUCCCUCAGCGUUGGAGAUGUCCGCAUGGAAGAAUCAAGAAUCUCUUGGCCGGUCUGUAACGAGUUCGGCCGUCAUAGAU
Molecule: messenger RNA, 2024 nt
Organism: Phragmites australis (common reed)
Lineage: Eukaryota; Viridiplantae; Streptophyta; Magnoliopsida; Poales; Poaceae
Product: probable high-affinity nitrate transporter 2.4
Exons: 2
Coding region: 203-1651 (482 amino acids)
Biological process (GO): transmembrane transport
Molecular function (GO): nitrate transmembrane transporter activity
Source: RefSeq, a predicted model, not a curated record